AUGGAUCUUCGAUAUGAUGAUGAUGAAGGUAUAUAUAACAAAAAGACUAUUAAGAUACUAGAACGUACUCCUGAAGACCAAUGGAAAGAGUACCGUGAUACCUGGGGUCAAACGUUAUUACACUAUGCCGCAAGAUCAGGGGCCGAAGAUAAAUUUGCAUCGGAGUACGGCGAUGUGUACAACUCUAAGUGGGAAGAUCUCUUGCGGAAAUUCAAGGGCCAUGAUGCUAUCAGAGCCCGCGAUAAAGAGGGCCGCUCAGCGCUCUCUUGGGCUGCAGGGACUGAAAACCUUGUUGCCAUAAGAAUGUUACUCCGCCCUCCGAGUACAACCCGCAAUAUUCCCAAGGCGAGAAUGCCUAAUAUUGGGCGGACUUUAUAUCACAAGGGCCGAGAAGUAUACAAGAAUGAUUUGGAUAACGAAGGUCAAAUGCCAUUAUUCCACCUUCUGCUUCACCGAAACCGCGGUCCUCGGAAUCGCCUUGAAUCUCCCCAAGAUGGGCAUCUUUCCAUCCCUGGCCGAAGAGGUUCUUUGGCUCCUAUAAAGGACCUAAUAUGGAACCUGGACACCUGGAGAGGCAGAAGGGAUUCACCGUUCUCCACAGACGCCCCAGAAUAUCACCUACGAUCGUCAUGGCAACCCGAUUAUUUUGACAAAGAUUACCUGAAUGGAAAAGGUCGCGACGGCCGCUCAUUACUCUCACACGCAGUGGGACAAGGGGACUUUGACUUCGUUCGUACUCUGCUCGAGGUUGAAGGGAUUGAUGUACAAUUGGCGGACAACGAUGGAACCACUCCGCUGAUGCAUGCCAUUCAAAGGAGAGAUAAGAAUAUAUCGAUUCUGCUGAGCUCGUACCCUCUACAGGACCUUCCUCACACUUUGAUCGGCCCGAAAUUUGAUUCAGUCAUUGAGAAUUUGAAAUGGGCUUUUCAAAUAGGUCUUAUCAAGGAUCAAACUAGUGGCGAAGCUGUGCUCCAGCAUGCGCUAAACUUGAAGCAUCUCACUGCUGCCAAAGCAACCCUCAAACUUGGUGUAUCACCACGAAAGGUUUUUAAAUACAGAAGUGAUUGGUUUGAGCUCAUAAAACAUAGUGCGACGCAGCCAACAUAUCUCAUUGUGACAGAAACAGUAAUUCAGGAAAAGUUAACGCAGGUAAAGAUGGAAUAUAGUCUUGAUUUUCCGGAUGAUGAUGAUGAUGAUGAUGGAAAGACGAACCCCAAUCGAUUACUUUAUAUUUAUCGGAGCUUCAAGCACUUUGAUAUUACGGAACAUUCGAGCAAGCAAUAUGCCAACCACAGCGUCAUUUUCAAAACGAACGAGCAAGAAUUGGUAUCCCAUAUCGACCUGACUUUUCCGGAUCCGAAAAAAUUCUUCGACACCGAAAAACAGUCUUGGCUUGGUCGUGGCCAGAUCCAAAAUAAGCAAAGCGAAAGUAAUAAGGGCAUUAGAUGGACUAGAAAUGGAAAGGGACAGGCCUUCUACCAUUCCAUCCUGCAAUCUGGAAAAAUACCCGAAGACGGAAACAGGUUCAUAUCGGAUCUAAUGGCUGAUCUGCAAGUGGAAUGGGAUCGGAUUAUUGAUACAGCAGAGGAUCGAAUCAACAAAUCAUUCACACCAAAUAUAGAAAGACGACGCCUACUCGAAUACCUUGCUACCGAGGGCAAGUAUCUGGCCACGCUCCGGCAGUCAUUGUAUCAGCAUACGAAAUCUACCUCUGACUUAGUCAAGGAUUAUAACGAUAAGAUUCGGAAUUUAAACGACGUAUCUAAAAGAUUUUUCGGCGAGGAGCAGCAUCACAGAGAUGUGGAGAACGAAUGCCAAAAUUUCGAAAAAGGAACAAACAUUCGGCUUCAGCAACAAGAGCAAACACUCCGUGAUGCGCGUCAAAUGGAGAUCGCGCAGAUAUCAAUUGCGGAAACCAUGUUUCUGAAGAGACUUAGCCUAAUUACAUUUAUUUAUCUGCCUUUGAUGUUUACUGCAAGCAUAUUUGGAAUGAAUGUGAAUGCUUUACAGAGCAACCCUGACUGGCGGUGGUUUGUUCUAUUUGGGCUCGGCUCACUUGCUUUGACAUACGGACUCUGGAAGAUUUCUGAAGGGGAUUUUGAAAUAUACACUUCGUUGUGCGAUAAAUUUGGAAGGUUACGAAGCCAGCGUUCUGCGAAGAACGAUGAUAUAUCUUGA
Penicillium pulvis is the source of this 2178-nucleotide messenger RNA. RefSeq lists its product as uncharacterized. The transcript has 7 exons. Gene Ontology annotation, biological process: transmembrane transport; metal ion transport. Lineage: Eukaryota; Fungi; Ascomycota; Eurotiomycetes; Eurotiales; Aspergillaceae. The record is from RefSeq and is a predicted model, not a curated record. Gene Ontology annotation, molecular function: metal ion transmembrane transporter activity; protein binding. Gene Ontology annotation, cellular component: membrane. The coding region runs from base 1 to 2178 and encodes 725 amino acids.